UAUUCUUUGAUUGAUAUUAUUUAGUUAUGAUGUAUGUACGAUGCCGAGACAAAUAUUUCUCUUAAGGAGCUCUCACUUGGGUCUGGGAAACUCCAGAGGAGCGAUCCUUACAGCUUUGACUUCCCGUCCACCCCAUAUUGAUGACUAAUAUUGUACGUUAAUAUAUUUUCAUGGUUUUGCGUAAUUCUUUCGCUGCCAAUUGCACUCAUCCGCUUGAUGAUAGUUUGGUGGGGGAAUUUCAUCACGUUGCGAAAAGAGGCCCGACCAGAGAGUGGCUUUGGCUUCGCCGUUGGCCUUGUGGCUUUUUUGUCGUGUCGAGGUUGUGUGGGUGCGUCCGUGUACCGGGAACGGGAAUGGGAAUGGGAAUGGGAACGACGACGCCAAAUCCACGUAGCUGAUAGCGAAACUUGCAAUCGGGUGAUGGAACCAGGGGGGGAGCGGUGUGUGCUCAGGGGGUAUUCACCGACGCCGUCGGCUAUUUUUAUCGCUCUCUCUCUCUCUUGCUACGCAGUUAGCAAUGCUACACGCUCCAGCGCUUUGACGGCUCUCUGCGGCCUGUCAGCGGCAGCUUUCUGGGAGAGUAUAAAAGAUGCCGGCCGGCAAGCAUUCAUUACCAGUUCGAAGCUUGCGACGACAGCGAAAGCAAAGCCAAAGCAAAGCCAAAACAAAGCCAAAACAACACACACAAAGGGAGACAGCAACAUGAGUGAAUUAGGGAAACUGCAGGAGCCACAGGGCCAGCAGGGGCAGCAGCCACAGUCCGUGGAGCUGCUCGACUGCGACAUCGAGUUCGACGAGGAGCUGCCGCAGUCCUCGCAGCAGGCCCAGGGCUCGAAGCAGUCCAAGGCCAAGAAGCAUCGGCAUCAAUCGGACACGCUCUUCAGCCAGGCCAUCAGGAAGGUCUCGAAGGUGCAGCGCAUGCUGGAGCAGGCUAUGGUCCUGCUGGCCGAGGAGGAGGCCGCAGAGGGUGCCAAGUCCCAGCCGAAGAAGUCCAAGAAGCAGAACAAGAAGGACAAGAAGAAGGACAAGAAGAAGGCCAAGAAGCAGGAGAAGAAGCGCAGGAAGUCCGAAGGUGCAGCCCUCGGUGAGCAGCCUGACGUGGAACUCGACGACGCGGAGGUGCCCACCACCAGCCGUCCUCGCUCCGACAGCAUCAGCUCGACGAGCUCCAGCUCCAGCUCGAGCUCCAGCUCCUCGAGCAGCUCCAGCUCCGGCUCGGAGGACGCGCCGCACUAUUAUGCGUAUGGCUGGGGACGCAAGCACUGGGGAGGCGGAUGGCCUCAUGGCCCUCAUGGCCCUCACGGAGGCCCCCAUCAUCGCCACCAUGGACGCGAUCGUUCCCGAUCUCGCAGUCGCUCUCAUGGACGCCACGGCCAUGGACACGGACACGGACACGGACACGGACAUGGUAAUCGUCGUCAUGGCCACGGUGGCCGUCAUUUCGGACCCCAUCACUUCGGGCACCAUCAUUUUGGACCCCACCAUUUCGGACCCCAGCACUUUGGUCCUCAUGGCUUCGGGCCACGUGACUGGGCAGCCGCCUGUCCGUCCGGAUUCGAUCGCCGUGCCGCCUGGCUAGCACCUUGGGCCGAGCAGUGCCGGUUUUUUCGGUCGGCGGGCCUGCCGUGGGCCCUGGAACACAGCGCGGCAAGAAGGGGGCGAUCGAUCUCUAGACCACCAUUCCGUGGAGAUUGUAGACAUCAGCACGGAGAGCAUCAGCGACGCGGACACGGACACGGACAUGGCCACCAAUUUGGUUCACAUGACCGUCGAGUAGCCCGAUCGAGCUCCAGCUCCAGUUCCAGCUCAAGCUCCAGCUCGAGUUCUAGUUCAGACAGCGAGCCGGAACUGAUCCAGUGCGGGCGCGGACGCGGACGCAAGGGAUCGCGUCGCAGGAGCCGUCAUGGCCACCGCUCCAGCUCUAGCUCCAGCGGGCACUCGGACACCGAAAAGAAGGGAAAGAAGAAUAAGUGCCGCAGAAAGAGUCGUGGAGAACGGAUUCAUGGACCCCACCACGGUCCUCAUCACGGACCCCACCACGGACCUCACCACGGCCCUCAUCACGGGCCCCACCACGGCCCUCAUCGUGGACCCCACCACGGCCCUCAUCACAGGCCCCACCACGGCCCACAUCGUGGACCCCACCACGGUCGUCAUGGAUUUCACCACGGACCUAAUUUUGGACUCAAUCUUGGACCCGAUUUCGCUUGGCAUUUUCAUGGACGCUAUGGAGGGCCUCCAGCUGUCGGCUUUGAAGGAGCACCAGCCUAUGGUCCCCCGCGGUCUCCCAGCUUUGGUCCACCUCCUGAAUGCCGUGGACGCAGGCGUAGUCUUUCUCGUUCCCCUUCUCGUUCCCGUUCCCGUUCGCGCUGUGACAAAAAGAAGGAGGAACGAAAGGGUUCUCGCUCCCGGUCCCGCUCUGGAUCGCGCUCAGGCGGGAAAGAGAACGCCAAGGACAUGGACAAGAAACAUCAGAAACAUGGCAAAGUCCGGGUCCCCAUCGUGGAUCCAUUCCAAAUCCUGGCCAUGGUCAGCCUCGUGGACCCGUCCCACACUUCGAGCAUGGCCCCCAUUAUAGGAACGCUCUUCAUCGUGGAUCCGUUCCCCUUCAUGGACAUGACAGCCCAUGGGGCUGGCGGGCCUAAGCGACUGCGGCGACAGCUGCCACAAAAGUAUAUCAAUUUACCUUCAAUGUAUCCUUAACCAGCCUCAGGCAUAGUCCUUGAUGUUGUACCCACCAAACAAUUGUUAUUAUAUUCCAAAA
Messenger RNA from Drosophila subobscura, 2764 nucleotides. RefSeq names its product hornerin. Bases 217 to 2703 code for a protein of 828 amino acids. The transcript is spliced from 4 exons. NCBI's taxonomy places the organism in Eukaryota, Metazoa, Arthropoda, Insecta, Diptera, Drosophilidae. Gene Ontology annotation, cellular component: nucleoplasm; nucleolus. The record is from RefSeq and is a predicted model, not a curated record.